GCUUCUUCCUUCAUCCUUUCUGGUGUAAAUUAAUGGCUCUUACGUUACCCUGCUACUUUCACAUUUCAAAAGGUAUAAGCUCAAAAUCUCCAUAUACAUGUAGAGGAAGAAGUUGGAGGACUAUUGGGCAGAAACGACUUGUUUUUAGGAGCAAGGAAUGUAAGGUGCAGUGCUGCAGUGCUUCUUCAACCUCAUCAGCUGCUGAACAAGUUUUGGUUAACGACAUAAGAAGAAGAAACUUUGAAGAAGAUAGGGAAGGGCGUUUUGAUCAUUUGGUUAGUGAGUUUGGAUGGAAAGUUAGGAAAUUGGCUAUGGAUGCACAUGAGAUGAAGGAAGUUGCCCAAAUUCAAGCUGAAGCUUUCCAUAAACCUUUUGCCAUUUUUGAUGAUCUAUUUUUUCAAUUCUUCAAGGCUGAAGUUCUUUCUGGGCUUCUUUACAAACUCAGGAACUCACCUCCAGACAGAUAUGCAUGCUUGGUAGCUGAACCUGCAGCUGGUUCUUCCAAUUCUCAAGGGAAUAAACUUGUGGGUGUUGUGGAUGUCACAGCAUCUAGAGAUGAAGAUGUUCUGCAACAUCUCAGCGGAGCAGAGGAGUAUCUUUAUGUUUCAGGAAUAGCUGUUCCCAAAACUCUCAGGAGGCAGAAAAUAGGGAGCGUGUUGUUAAAAGCAUGUGAUUCGCUCUCCAAUAUAUGGGGUUUCAAGUAUCUCGUUCUCAGAGCAUAUGAAGAUGACAUGGGUGCUCGCAGACUGUAUGCAAAAUCUGGUUACAGAGUUGUUUCCAGCGAUCCUCCAUGGAUGACUUGGAUUGGAAGAAAACGACGCGUUCUUAUGAUCAAACAGUCUAAUUUGUCGAAUUAACAUUAGUAGUUUCUCGAUCACAUUUUGUAAUCUGAGCAUGAGUGUACUUAUUUUGUAGAGAAUGAAAAAUGAUUCAGUUGACAUCCCUUGUGUUGAUAUAAGAUUAAGAAACUGUUCAGCAUUAAGAUUAA
Molecule: messenger RNA, 988 nt
Organism: Jatropha curcas
Lineage: Eukaryota; Viridiplantae; Streptophyta; Magnoliopsida; Malpighiales; Euphorbiaceae
Product: Acyl-CoA N-acyltransferases (NAT) superfamily protein
Biological process (GO): mitotic sister chromatid cohesion
Cellular component (GO): NatA complex
Molecular function (GO): N-acetyltransferase activity
Source: RefSeq, a predicted model, not a curated record